Molecule: messenger RNA, 1262 nt
Organism: Tarenaya hassleriana
Lineage: Eukaryota; Viridiplantae; Streptophyta; Magnoliopsida; Brassicales; Cleomaceae
Product: dnaJ homolog subfamily B member 1-like
Exons: 4
Coding region: 146-1114 (322 amino acids)
Cellular component (GO): cytosol
Molecular function (GO): protein-folding chaperone binding
Source: RefSeq, a predicted model, not a curated record
GUUAUUUGAGUAAUAUUCCCGUCAUGAUAUUUACUCACAAGAAGCCAGAUCCUUCGAUCCAAAAAAGGCUACGGAUCAUUCAGAGGGAUUUCUUCUUCUCGAUUCAUCUGUCGGAGACUAUUCCAGAUUUUCUCAUCCUGGGUCGAUGGGUUUGGAUUAUUACAACAUAUUGAAAGUGAAUAGGAAUGCAACGGAGGAAGAUCUGAAGAGAUCCUACAAGAGAUUGGCCAUGAUAUGGCAUCCUGACAAGAACCCUACCCUCAAAAAUGAAGCUGAAUCCAAAUUCAAGCAGAUCUCUGAGGCUUACGAGGUUUUGAGUGAUCCACAGAAGAGAUCGGUGUACGAUCGAUAUGGGGAGGAAGGGUUAAGCGAUAUGCCGCCUCCUGGGAGCACCAGAGGAGGUGGAAGAGAAGAUGGGUUUAACCACAGAAAUGCAAAGGACAUAUUUGCUGAAUUCUUUGGCAGUAGUCCUUUCGAUUUCGGCCCUGGAAGGUCCAUGAGGUCCCAAUCAGACGGAGGCGGAGCAUUCAGAGCUCACACCGACGGUGGAACAAUGCCCAGCAAGAAACCUCCACCGGUUGAGAGCAAAUUGCCCUGUAGUCUUGAGGAGCUGUAUUCUGGAUCAACCAGGAAAAUGAAGAUCUCAAGAACAGUUUUUGAUGCUAAUGGGAGACAGGCUCACGAGACGGAGAUUCUGACAACUGUGGUGAAGCCCGGAUGGAAGAAGGGGACAAAGAUAACGUUCCCGGAUAAAGGGAACGAGCAACUGAACCAACUUCCAGCCGAUUUGGUGUUCAUAAUUGAUGAGAAACCUCAUGAUUUGUUCAAGAGAGAUGGGAAUGAUCUCGUCACGAGCCGGAAAGUCACACUCGCAGACGCCUUGGGAGGAACAACGACUGUGAAUAUCGUCACGCUCGAUGGACGGAAUCUAUCGGUCACUGUGGAAAACGUCAUCACCCCACUGUAUGAGGUUGUGGUUCAUGGAGAAGGAAUGCCGAUAACGAAAGAGCCUGGAAACAGAGGCGAUCUGAGGAUCAGAUUCGACGUCCAGUUUCCCACAAGGCUGACGAUGGAGCAGAAAUCUGCACUUAAACGUGUCUUAGGGGGUUGUUGACGACGAAGAAGAAGAGUUGUAGCCAUCAUUCAUGUCUGUCUGUAACAAUCUGUAGAGAUUUUCAAAUGAGAAAAUUAUGAGAAUCAAUCACCUUUAGAUGCAAAUAUACUUUCGGAUUCUGAAUGAAACAGCAAACAGUUUUUUCGAA